This is a messenger RNA of Malurus melanocephalus (red-backed fairy wren), 4527 nucleotides long. It is a transcript of the gene DUS2, whose product is annotated as dihydrouridine synthase 2. The transcript has 16 exons. Gene Ontology annotation, molecular function: tRNA dihydrouridine synthase activity; flavin adenine dinucleotide binding; tRNA binding. Lineage: Eukaryota; Metazoa; Chordata; Aves; Passeriformes; Maluridae. The record is from RefSeq and is a predicted model, not a curated record. Bases 177 to 1649 code for a protein of 490 amino acids. Gene Ontology annotation, biological process: tRNA dihydrouridine synthesis. Gene Ontology annotation, cellular component: cytoplasm.
UCUCGUUCUCUUUUCUCCGCUGCCGGCCGAGAGCUGUUCCCGCGCMGCGCCCGCGGGAUUGACGCGGCCUGAGGGGCUCGGCAGGGCCGGCCCGGCGCCCMUCCCUCAGGGCAGAGCCCGUGUGGCGGGGAGCAUCCCCCUGGGCUCCCUCACGGCUGGGUGGUACGGCAACAGGAAUGACGGUGAACACGCCGCUGUGUUUUAGAGGAAAGAAGAUCCUGGCUCCAAUGGUGCGAGUGGGAACGCUACCGAUGCGUCUGCUUGCUCUGGACUAUGGUGCCGAUAUCGUGUACUGUGAGGAGCUGAUAGACAUAAAGAUGCUGCAGUGUAAGAGGGUUAUAAAUGAAGUACUUGAAACAGUGGACUUUGUUGCACCUAAUGAAAGAGUUGUUUUCAGAACCUGUGAAAGGGAGAGGCACCGUGUUGUCUUCCAAAUGGGUUCAGCAGAUGCUGAAAGAGCCCUGGCAGUAGCUAAGCUUGUAGAGAGUGAUGUGGCUGGUAUUGAUAUCAACAUGGGAUGCCCAAAAGAGUAUUCUACUAAGGGAGGUAUGGGAGCAGCCCUGCUGUCUGAUCCUGACAAAAUAGAGUCUAUAUUGACCACCCUUGUGAAAGGAAUUUGUAAACCWGUAACCUGCAAAAUCCGCAUUUUGCCCUCAGUUGAGGAUACUGUGAAUCUGGUGAAGAGAAUAGAAAAAACUGGCAUUGCUGCCAUUGCAGUCCAUGGAAGGAAGAAGGAGGAGAGGCCUCAGCACCCUGUCCACUGUGAUGUGAUCAAGGCCAUAUCUGAAGCCAUCUCCAUUCCAGUAAUAGCAAAUGGAGGAUCUCAUGACUUCAUCAAAGAAUAUGCAGAUAUUGGGACCUUCCAGAAAGCAACAGCUGCCUCAUCAGUCAUGAUUGCUCGUGCUGCCAUGUGGAACCCCUCUAUCUUCAGAAAAGAGGGGUUUUGCCCCUUGAAGGAUGUUAUGCAAGAUUACAUCAAAUAUGCAGUGAGAUAUGAUAAUCACUACACCAACACAAAAUACUGCUUGUGUCAGAUGUUAAGAGAACAGUUGGAAACUACUCAGGGUAAGAAGCUGCAUGCUGCACAGUCCACACAGGAGAUCUGUGAAGCCUUUGAAAUGGGUGACUUCUAUGAAGAAACAACAGCUAUUUUUGAAGCAAAGAAAACAUCUUUAGAAACCAAGACACAAGAUGAAGAUGACCAAAUAGAAGAYCCAGAUGUAAUAAAAAUGGCUGUUAGAUUUGACAAGCGAGAAUAUCCWCCACAGAUCACUCCAAAAAUGUAUCUUCUGGAAUGGUGUAGGAAAGAAAAGCAUCCUCAACCUGUUUAUGAAACUGUUCAAAGACCACUGGAUAGAUUAUUCUSUUCAGUAGUGACAGUAGCUGAGCAAAAAUACCGUUCAACUCUGUGGGACAAGUCCAAGAAACUAGCAGAACAGGCUGCAGCUAUUGUCUGCCUGAGAACCUUGGGUGUCCCAGAGGGAAAGCUCUGUGAGGGGGAAAAUCACCUGAUUAACAAACGCAAGAGGGACGAGCAGGAGCGCUUGAUUAACAGAGACCACGGAGAAGAACUUGCUGAGCCUUCCCAUAAAAAGGCUAAUUUUAUUGAAGAAACUUCUGACAUGAAUGUGCCUAAGAUGCCACGGUAGCAUGGAAAUGAGAGGUUUCAUGCCUAUGCAGCUAUGAAUGAGCUCCUAUUUGUAUAUCUUGCURUUCACAUUUCAUUUGGAUUCUCUCAGAGACAGAUAAAUUUCCCAGUUGUGAAAAAUGCCACUGAGAUGUUUACUGUUCACCACUCACUGUCCCUAUGGUGCCUUUCAGAUGAUUAUUGGGAACUUGAUUUUAAAGAACAUGGAGAAGAUAAUCCCAAAUAAUAAAUUUUUUUAAAAUAUCAAGUAUUUUCARAGCAAUUUUGUCAUUGUUUUCAUUACUUGUUUAUUGUUUCUAUGAAGCCUACAAUGUGCUGGUAAGAGAUACAUUAAUAAUCCACAAGCAGAGGAAUUCCUUAUGGAACUGUGUAGUUAAUUAGGAAAAUUAAUGUAGAAAAAUAUUAAUAGCUAAGUAGAUAUGAUUGUGUCAGCUGAGUUUUGUGCAUGUCUUGCAAGCCUUGUUUACACCACUCAUAUCAAGAAAAAGUUUUUUGCAGAGAGAAGGACUUAAAAUUCUAAGACAGGGUUAAAAUGGCAUUCUUCUGUGAUAAUUUCUACUACAUUUUACCCUUCAAAAAUAUGGCAGUAGAGUUAACCAUCCUKUCCUGGUCUUUGGUAUUAACAGUUGUGUCUUUCGAGAAUUGAAGCCAASCUUGGUAGCAAUGACUCUGUUGAAUGAAGCCACUUUGAGCUGUUUUUYCCUUUUGAACUUGAAAGUCCGUGUAAAUUUCUACAAGUAGAAUACUUGCAAUAAUGGGAAUCUGGAUUUCCAGAUUUCUGCAGGAUGCUGUCAGAAAUUCACAUGGACCUGUAGUUGAAGGUGGAUACCUUAACAAAGUUGCAUGAGUACCAGCCUGGAGGUGCUUUACUACUCCUGUUUUAUUACUGAAUAUGUGCCUUGGCUUGGUUGAUGGAGAGGGUUGGCUAAUACUGGCUGCAUASUUUGUUAUAAUGAAACAAAUACUAAGUUAACACUUGUUUGCCAGGUGUGUAUAUUAAAUCAAAGGGGUGCUAAAAGUUGGGGGGCAUGUUUUUCUUUUCUAAGAUGUGCAAAUAUUCAAAUCCUUCCUGAAAUUAUUAGGUGGCUGCCAAUGUUGCACUUAGCCCUCUUAGCUCUCUGCACCAGUUGUACACAUUAAUGGGCUUGUCUGUGCUGUACUUGUGGAUAGGCCAAAGAGAGCCUGUGAAAAUCAGAGUGAGGAGUCAUUCUGAUGGAAYGAGCUUUUAAUGCUAAAUAUAGAAGGGCUGUAAUUCUGGGAAAUGGCUAGAAAGUGUAACAUUUGACACCUUUGAUCAGUUUCAGAAAGAACCRAAGAAAACUUGCARUUGUACAUAUGUGUGUGUGAAUGUCUAAAUGUUAUGAUUUAAUGACUUUCUGGUACAUACUUUCAUACCUCAUAACUCUGUUACAGCUAAUGUGUGACAACUUACCCUACUUUGAUGAUUCAAUUCGUCCUAACCAGUCCUACAGAUAGGGUAAUUGUAUUUUUCAUGUAUGUUCCCUUCUCAGGACUGGUAUUAAAGUAAUUACUUCAGUGACCAGUGCUUUCCUCCUAGAAAUCAUUCCAUUUGCAUUACUUUAAAGAGCAAACUACACUGGUUACUCUUGAGUUUCUCCUGUGCUUCUCUUCCCUGCUAUACCUUCGAGAAACAGAAGGUGGCAGAUUUUUUAAGGGUUUUCAGAAAAAUAUGCUAACUUCUGCAGUAUUUAAGAAUCCAGCUAUUGCUCUUCUGCAUUCUUGCAUAGAGUGGCRAUUGACUCCACAGUUGGGUUGGAGGAUAUUUAGCCUCACUUUUCAGAAUUGUUUUUUCUUUGUUUUAAUUUUAAUAUGGUAUGAACAUGAUACUURGGCCAUACUGAUGAAAGCUAUGCUCUAUUUUAAGUAUUUGCUUAGUGAAAACGUUUCACUAUUAAUCCUAUGGAACUCUGUGAAACAACUGGAGGGUUUUUUGUCCCAGGGGUACAGUCAGCCAACAAAAACACACUUGUAUUUUUUUUUACUUGAUAGUGAUGCUGCAGAGGGUAUCUGUAAUGAUACCUGCCCAAAUGUGGUCCAUGGGUACAGGGAGAUCUGUAACUUGUCCUCCCUGUGUUCUGCUUGCUACAAGCCUGAAUGGAAAUGCAGAGAUAUUUUUACCAGCCUUUAGUGUGGAUGCACUCACUGUGGGUCUACCUCCAGGGCCUUGCUGGCUGGAAUGCUUUUUGGAAUGUCCCGGGCUCUGAGCCCAACCCCGCCCUGGAAUGUGAGGUUAAAUGUUGGCGGUACAAAUACAGAGUUUGAAUAUCAAAAUCCUAGAGUUCCCCAGCACUGCAAUUUCAGAAACUGGCAAGUGAGCCACAUGUCAGCUCAGCUGCUCUCCAAUUCAAAGAAUAAGCAUGCCUUGGGUUGCUGGGGAAGGAGGGGGAGGUGGGAUGGUUUUGGUUUUGGUUUGGUUUUCACUUACCCAUUAUGAAUCACAGAAGAACAUGCUUUUCAAACACGUCAACUGGCAAGAUGCGAGAGGUCCCAGACAGGUGUUAGCUGGAAAGCAGUCUUCAUUCACAAAAGCAUUUCACUGCCAUUCUUUACUCAAAAUUAGGAGCUCAACAUAAUGAGAGCUGUUGCCUUAUUAAACAAGAGCCUGCUUAUGUUUGGACUCUGAGGCAAGAAGUGAUGAGAUGGCCUGUAAGGCGUAAGUUCCAUCUGUACCACAGUGCAAGAGGCUGAUGUUUGAGGCUUUGAGUCAGAGGUGCUGAUGACAAAGCUGAUGAAAAACAUUAAAAGCUAAACAUGAAAAGCCAGCCUUUGGUGAGGAGGGGGUGCAUCAUGUAUUGUUAAAAAACAGUUGCCUGGGUCAGUUAAAGAGCUCUGCUGAGCCCCAGGGGAGUCUGGUUCAG